AUGGUGAAGGGUGUGGCUGGAGUUGUGUUAUUUAGAUUGAAGAAGAAGGGUUUGACGGAGCCUGAUUCUCGGCCGCAUGUAAAUAUCGUGUUUAUUGGUCAUGUGGACGCGGGGAAGUCAACGACGUGUGGUAACAUUUUAUGUUUGACGGGUCAGGUUGAUGCGCGGACUAUGGAGAAGUAUGAGAAGGAGGCGAUUGACAACAAUCGUGAGUCAUGGUACUUUGCAUACGUGAUGGAUGUGAACGAGGAGGAGCGUGAGAAGGGUAUCACGACGGAGGUGGGUCGUGCAGGGUUUGAGUUCAAGACCCGUCGGUUUACUAUUUUAGAUGCACCUGGACACAAAUCAUUUGUUCCGGAAAUGUUGGCGGGCGCGUCUCAGGCUGACAUUGGCGUUUUGAUCAUUUCAGCCCGGAAGGGAGAGUUCGAAUCGGGUUUUGAGCGUGGCGGACAGACACAGGAGCAUGCGUUGUUGGCGAAGACACUGGGUGUAAACUAUCUCAUUGUAGCGGUAAACAAGAUGGACGAGCCAUCGGUGAACUGGAGUAAGGAGCGGUAUACUCAAAUUGUGGAUGCCUUCUCACCUUUCCUAAAAUCUUGCGGUUUCAAUGUGAAUAAAGAUGUCAAGUUCAUCCCAGUUAGCGCGCUGAACACGCAGAAUUUAAACACACGUGUGUCUGACCCUGAAUCGCCCAACUAUGACGCUCGCGCCGCCUGGUGGCCUAAGGAAGAACUGUGUUUGUUCGAACUGCUUGAACAAUGCCCCAUUCCCCCCCGGUCUGAUAAGGCACCCCUCCGUGUCCCUCUUCUCGCGGGAUACAGAGAUAACGGCAUCGUAGCCGUAGGGAAGGUCGAAGGAGGUGUCGCUAUCGUAGAACAACCAGCAUUGAUCAUGCCCAACAACAUCAAGGUAAAAAUUACCGGGGUCAAAGUCGGUGAAGAAACCGAAUUUGCUUACGCCAAGGGAGGUGAGAAUGUCGAACUGCGACUCACGGGAGUGGACGAAGAGGUGUUGAAGAAAGGCUGCGUUCUAUGCUCCAUUAACGAUCCGAUUCCCGUUACCGAAUACAUCGAAGUUCAAAUGGUCCUAGUCGAUAUGCUCGAACACAAACCACUUAUGACUGCCGGCUACAGAGCAAUUUUCCACGCUCACACCAUGAGCGAAGAAUGUGAGAUCGUCAGCAUCGUAGAAACUAUGGACAAAGCUUCCAAGAAAAAAACAAGGAAACCUGCCUUCGCCAAAGCCGGCCAAGUCGUUACCUGCAGAAUUCGACUCGACUCUACACAGGCUCUAGAAAUCUUCCCAGAUAACCCCCAACUCGGACGCUUCACUCUCCGAGAUGAAGGCAAAACCAUCGCCAUUGGCAAAAUCAUGAAAAUCAAAAAAAUUUAG
Messenger RNA from Gregarina niphandrodes, 1392 nucleotides. RefSeq names its product translation elongation factor-1-alpha. The transcript has a single exon. Lineage: Eukaryota; Apicomplexa; Conoidasida; Eugregarinorida; Gregarinidae. The coding region runs from base 1 to 1392 and encodes 463 amino acids. Gene Ontology annotation, cellular component: translation release factor complex. The record is from RefSeq and is a predicted model, not a curated record. Gene Ontology annotation, biological process: translation. Gene Ontology annotation, molecular function: translation release factor activity; GTP binding; GTPase activity.